UUCACACACGGCUACGGGAAGCCGAAUAGGACAAUUACAACCACCUCGUGACGUCACCGCCCCGAACCCCUUAGGACACGUGCUACGUUUAUUUUCUUUAUCAAAGACGACCGCUUUCUUCCAUAAAUUUGCUGUAAAGUUUCACUCAAAAUGAAACCCAAAGCGAAUAAAAACGAGGAUGAUGACUGUGUAUUUCUGGAACAGGCUUUGGACACAUUGUACGACUUCGGUAGUGGAACCAGAUCAAAAAAGAGGAAGAAAAAUCAAACCAUGUGUGAGGAGGAGGAGGUUCUGAAAAGUGAUGCAAAUGUCUGCAGUGUCAGUGGAGACAAUUGUGGAGAGGAGCAUUUGACAGAGUUGGACAACACUUUUCAAUGUGAUGCUACCAUCAAGCCUGUAAGACAUGUCGAAGUUGUCACCUUUCAGGAUCCUGCUAAGAAAUCAAGAAGGACCAAAGAGAUCCCAGCCGCUGAUGAAACACCUAAAUCCGAGAUGAUGGAAACCGCCUCAUAUGAUGAUCUCGAUUUGGAGAAGGCUCGCCUUGAGGUGCAUCGUUUUGGAAUAACAGGCUUCAAAAAGGAACAGCAGCGUGUCUUUGAGCGGGAUCGUGCCAUCAUGUUGGGAGCCCGUCCUCCUAAGAAGGAUUACGUCAACUACAAGGUACUGCAGCAGAAAAUCAAAGACAAGAAGAUAAAGGCGAAAGAAGAGGUCCAGCCGGACCUAAAGAAAAAGAAGAAGAGUCACAGCAGGGACAAGAAGAAGACCACAUCAGGUUCCUCAUCAGCUCCCACGGGCCAAGUGGGCCGAUUCAAAAACGGAAUGCUGAUUCUCAGCCCCAAAAUGAUCCAGACUAUCAAGGGCAAAAGAAUGCGAAAAUAAGGAAGAGUUCUGUCUUCAUCAUGGAGCAGGAGAAAAUACAUUCAUUUCUGUUGUGAGUAGAGAACACAUGACUGGUGUGAAACAUCUCAUCAGGAACGUGAAGUGAAUGCUUUGCCACUCACCUAAACCCAGGUGAGAUCGCAUCAGACAUGGACAACAAAGGGAAACCACUGGAUACACGUCGCAUGGGGACAAGCAUGCCAUCCAAGCUAAUUUUACCUCCCAAUUGUGUUAAAUGUCGUCACAAUACAUUCACAAUCAACCACCUGUACCUCAGUGGUUAUAUGCUGGCUAACUACUAAAGGGCAGAGGAUUUACUGCUUUGCUCACAAGGACAUUACCUGGGAUUUUUCAAGCUGGUUGUUGGAAUCAAACUGAUUCAACGUCACAAAUGGACAAUGAGGACAAACAAGUGUGACAAAACAAAGUGGACACGAAAAAGACUUAAUGUUCACUAUUUGUGAGAGUCAAAUUCUACAAUGUAUCUGCUGACUCUGCAGGAGAUGCUGCAGAGUUAGCCUUAUUUCAAGCAAUGCACCACGCUAGACAUAUUACUUUGUCAUCAUGGGUAAUAUAUUUCUGUUUUAUAAACGACAAAAAAUAUAUUUCCUUUGUGUAGGUGUGUACACUAAAUGAUGGUUGUAUACAA
This is a messenger RNA of Nerophis ophidion (straightnose pipefish), 1528 nucleotides long. It is a transcript of the gene fsaf1, whose product is annotated as linkage group 05 C1orf131 homolog. Lineage: Eukaryota; Metazoa; Chordata; Actinopteri; Syngnathiformes; Syngnathidae. The transcript is spliced from 8 exons. The coding region runs from base 151 to 879 and encodes 242 amino acids. The record is from RefSeq and is a predicted model, not a curated record.